CAGUUAUUUGACCGAUGGUGUCAUUCAAAGAAGGUAGACAAAAGUCACGAUAAGUUAAGACAGUUAAUUUUAAUAGAAGAAUUUAAGAGGUGCAUUCACAGUGAUGUCCGAACGUUCAUCGAUGAGCAGAAAGCAGAAACGUUGGAAGACGCGGCACGGUUAGCAGAUGAGUUCUCAUUAAGUCACAAGGUGACAUUUGUGGACAAGCCCCUUCGGCCCAGCUGUACAUCAUCUAGUCAAGGUCCACGCUCUACACCACCACGCUGGCCUGGC
Porites evermanni is the source of this 273-nucleotide messenger RNA. NCBI's taxonomy places the organism in Eukaryota, Metazoa, Cnidaria, Anthozoa, Scleractinia, Poritidae. The record is from the annotation of a GenBank genome assembly.